This is a messenger RNA of Lotus japonicus, 1358 nucleotides long. RefSeq lists its product as uncharacterized. Gene Ontology annotation, biological process: translation. The transcript has 4 exons. NCBI's taxonomy places the organism in Eukaryota, Viridiplantae, Streptophyta, Magnoliopsida, Fabales, Fabaceae. The record is from RefSeq and is a predicted model, not a curated record. Gene Ontology annotation, molecular function: structural constituent of ribosome. Gene Ontology annotation, cellular component: mitochondrial large ribosomal subunit. The coding region runs from base 740 to 1111 and encodes 123 amino acids.
ACCCUGUAAUUUUUUUACUCCCUUCUUCUAAAACUCAUAUGUUCUUUUGACCUCCACGGUUACCAAGAUUGAUCGAACCCAUAAUCUUCCAUGCCUCAUCCAGUUGUUUUCUAAGGGUGAUUGAAGUGCGUAACUGGUACAACCCAAUGCUUCUUGUGUUCAAAUACACCCGUGCUCAUCGUUGACAAUAACACUAUUGCAGCUGCGAUUGGUGAUCUACGAUGUUGGUUGACGACAACGACAUAGUUCCAAUCAACUGUUGGUCACUAAAGAGCGAAUGGAGAUAGACAUGUAAUGGGUAUGUGGAAAACACAUCUUCAAUGGAUAAGCCUAGAAGGGUAUAGUUGGGUUUUUGAUAUCUCACUCCUCUUACCUUUUUGGUAUUGUAUUUCCUCCCCAUCCAUGAAAUCAAGUUUUUCCAUCCCUUUUCCUUUCCCUGAUAACUUUUCCAUCUAUUAUGACCACAAACAAACAAAGUGUUCAUCAAAGUUUGAUAUCCUAUUAAACUAGUUACUUAAUCUUAGCCGUUAGUUUUUUAAUCUAUCACCGUUGAAGUGAACUAUACUUUGUGUGUCUUGGUUUUGCUUCGCGACCUAAUCUCACAGCAGUUCUGUGAUCGACCCAGCCUCCGCGAGCCCCUCUCCCGUAGCGGCGGACAACCACCGUGCCUGAUUCUUCGCCGCCUCCACGCAUUAGUAGAUUUGUGCUGCCGCUUCGGUAAGAACCUUCAGUAUUCGCCAUGGCUACGAGAUUCGCGAUUCUCAGGGGCAAUGGGAGGAACCUUUUAGGGUUCAAUAGGUUGUUUCAUUCCGUGCCUCAAGCUCCUCCUUUAGUUGGGAGCAUUGACAUUGGAGUUCCGUCAUCGCAACCGGUUUUGCCUGAGUUUACUUCCCCGAGUUUCUCUUUUGGUGAUUCUAUGGAGCUCAUGGCUGUCCCCAAAAAGAAGAUUUCUAAGUCUAGAAGAGGAAUUAGAAAUGGACCAAAAGCUUUGAAACCUAUUCAUGUGCUUGUCCUGUGCAAGGGUUGUGGUCGUGUCCGGCUUCCACACUACUACUGCUGUAGUGGGAAACCAAACCACGAUCAUACUGGUGAGCAGAAUGGUCGAAACUGAUCCACCUCUUUGUCAUGGAGCACCAUAUGUUGGUUGAUGGCAGAGCCACCGUAUGUAGGUCUUGCUUAUGAUCAUUAGUUACUUCAUGGGAUUAGCCAUUUUCGUAGUAAUGCUUUAUUUCCAUCUUGUAUAAGCAAUCCGAUUGUAGGGUUGGAAGUUUUUGGCUUUAAAAGAUAAAUGCAAUGGUGAUGGGCAAAAUUUAUGAAUUUUGAAGAUGGUAUUUUGCUUCCGUUGCUUUACCAAUUGA